AUGUACUCGUCGACGUUCGAGUGCGUUCAGUUCUUGUAUUCUAGGCUGGAGUGCGGGGGCUACAUCUACUUCGAUGACUACCAUGAGUUUGGGGAGUGUCGACGAGCCGUGAAGGACUACUUGACGCAGACAAACCAGCAGGACGUGGCGGAGGACAUGUUCUCUGUGCGUCAAGGCUUCGGGCUCGGCGUGUACGACAGGACGCUGACAAAAGCCAAGUACGAGGCGGUGUUUUGGCGGAAGGAGUGCGAGCGCAAGGAAGCGGGUAGGAGGAGGGAAGGGAGGAGGAGGCAGGUGUCAGCGGAGGUGGGCGAGCGGUCGGGCAAAGAGAGACAGAGAUCGAGUCGCGGAAGAGUGCCAGAGAUCAGCACUGUGAAUGCAGGUGAAGGAAGCAAGCGCCUUAGGCGCGAGUCGUAG
Molecule: messenger RNA, 417 nt
Organism: Guillardia theta CCMP2712
Lineage: Eukaryota; Cryptophyceae; Pyrenomonadales; Geminigeraceae
Exons: 1
Coding region: 1-417 (138 amino acids)
Source: RefSeq, a predicted model, not a curated record